AUGGAGAAUGAUGGUAAGCGGCCGUGCUCCUACCCGUAUCUCUCACCGGAAUUGGUGCAGGAGAUCCUAUCCUAUCUUCCGGCCAAGUCACUUAUGCGAUUCAAGUCCGUCUGCCGAUCCUGGCGAUCGAUUAUUCUUGAUCCCCCUUUCGCUCGAUCACACAACCGCCGUGGUUCCUCGCCAAGGUUUCUAAUCUCUAGUAUAUUCAGAUUCCCUGGAUCCGACAUAGAUUUUUUUAACGUAAAUCUUGAAGACCAACGAAUUUCCGUCGACCACACCUUUCAUGGCCAUCAACAAAGGGGUAUUAUAUGCAGCAACCAGGUCAACGGUUUGGUUUGUUUCUAUUACUCUGACGACCACCCUUCUUACUUGCACAAUAUCGCCACCCGGGAAACCGUUCAGCUUCCGGCGCCUAGUAAAGGUGAGGAUUACAGACACAGUUUCCACCUUGGUUUUGACCCGGUUACGAAACUUUACAAAUUGGUGAAGAUAAACUGUUUGUUAGAAUACCAACACUACUCUAUCAAUUGCGAGAUUCUUACCUUGGGAGACGGGUCUCCCUGGAGAACCAUCGAUUCUCCGCCUUGGAAAUUAUUAUUGUCGAGGUGCGAGUGUUACAAUGGGGUUCUAUGCUGGGAUGAGGAUCCAGAAGAUUCUAGAAUCGUUGGUUUCGAUCUCUCGAAUGAGCGGUUUUUCGAUUUCCCAAAGCCGACACAACGGUAUAAGGAUUCUAGGUUAUUAUAUUUUGGGCCUGGGUUGUCUAUGUCAACUCGGGAUGUCGAGGAGUGCCCUGAUGAUAAGUACAAGAUAAGUAAAUGUAGUAUCAUCUCUUAUCAUCAUCAUCACGGUUAUAAUAAUGGUCGUGGCGGCGACGGAGUCAACAACUACCUAGCUGCGGAGGUGCCAACUGAGUUGAAGUUGGAGUUUCCGGUGACAUGGUUUACAAAAGUAAAAUGUAUCAUUGGUAUACUCCCUGAUGGAAAGGUUUUGAUGCAUGGGAUCGAGAAGUACUAUUGUCAUCCAGAGAGGGUUCUAUUUGUAUAUAACCCAACACAUGGGACGACUGAAACUCUCUCAAUGGAUCCAUCCCUAGUAUCAUCAUCGUCAAAGUUGGACGCCUUUUAUUUUAAGGAAAAUAUCCUUCCACUGAGGUGUUUGAUUCCUUCAUAA
Oldenlandia corymbosa var. corymbosa is the source of this 1170-nucleotide messenger RNA. The record is from the annotation of a GenBank genome assembly. NCBI's taxonomy places the organism in Eukaryota, Viridiplantae, Streptophyta, Magnoliopsida, Gentianales, Rubiaceae.